AAAAAAAGGAGAAAAAAUAUUGUCGAUUCAAUCUUUGCUGCGUCGCUGCAUAUCAAUUAAAACUUUUCAAGAGCAUUUCCAGUUCUAUCGUAACUCACCGUCUAUCGUUGCACACACACACACACACAUCCUGGUUUUUAGGUUGCGUGGCUCAACAAGUGUGUGUGAGGACUUUUCGUAUAGCCCCGUUUCGUCAUUUUUUGUAUUGGGAAGGAGGUGAUCGCAUGUUUUUCUUUUUUACUCUCGUAAGGCAGGAAACGAGGAAAGAGAGAGUUUAUGGUGCGGGAAAACGUGCUCUUUUGUCCCCAUUGCCGACGUUUAUCUAUAACAUUCUUUUUUCACUCUAUUGAUCGUUAAUUUCGCUCCGUCUUAUUGUUGAUUGGAAGUUUGGUAAGAUUCGAGAGAAAAGAGAGUUCUCUAUUGCUUACAAAAGUUGGCCAAGGUUACACUACUUUCAUGCAUAAGGUCUCUAGUUGUUUUUUAAGGUGUUGAGUUUCGAUGCAGAUUUUCUGCCAUCACACCUGUCAGUAUGGGGUGGAUGAACCACUUGGAUCGUCUAAUUAGGGGAAAGCAAGCUCCUUUGGUUAGAAACCGAACAAUAAAUGUUGGCAGCAAGUCUCACUCACCUUUAGAAAAUGCACUGAGUGGAACAAGUAGGGGUGAAGUAUUUGUGGAUAACAGGGUUGUGUCAGCAAAGUACACAGUAUGGAACUUCAUCCCCAAAAAUCUUUUUGAGCAAUUUAGGCGUAUUGCCAACUUUUACUUUCUCUGCAUUGCAAUAAUUCAAAUGUCCAUUGACAGUCCAGUAAACCCUGCAACGAGUUCACUGCCAUUGGUUUUUGUGAUAACAGUGACUGCAAUCAAGCAAGGGUACGAAGAUUGGCUAAGGCACAGGAAUGAUAGAGAAGUGAAUCUGAGAUUGGUAGAUGUUGUUCAACAAGGAUCAAUACAGCAAGUACAAUCACAAAACAUUCACGUCGGAGAUAUCGUGCGAGUGAAACGUGACGAAAGUUUUCCCUGUGAUCUGGUGCUCAUUUCAACCUCAAAUAAUGAGGGUAAAUGUUAUAUUACCACUGCUAAUUUGGACGGUGAAACGAAUUUAAAGACACAUUACUGUCCUAAGGAAACAAGACAGCUGAAGACUACUGAACAGCUAUCUGCCUUUUCGGCGUGCAUCGAAUGUCAAAAUCCCACUCCCGAUCUUUACAAGUUUAUGGGAACUUUGAAAAUCUUUGGUGAUGCUGAUAUCGAGAACCCACAACUGUUGACGAAGGUAUCGCUUGGCUUGGAAAACACGCUCCUUCGUGGCGCCAGACUCAAAGACACUGAAUUCAUUUAUGGAUGCGCUGUUUACACUGGACAAGACACGAAAAUGGCACAGAAUUCCAAAUUGACCAGCAAUAAAUUUUCAACGGUUGAAAAGACAAUGAAUAUGUUCCUCUUGUUUUUUCUCUCGAUUCUCGUGGUAGAGAUUUCUGUCUGUACUGCCCUGAAGUACAAGAUGUGGUUCUCGCCUACUAUAGCUGAUGCGUGGUAUUUGAACGCCAAUCAUUCAGCUCCAGUGAGGGAUGUGUUGCAGGACGUCUUCUCCUUUCUCGUCGUCUUCAACUACAUUAUUCCCAUUUCUCUCUAUGUCACCUUGGAAAUGCAAAAAUUUAUUGGAAGUCUGUUCUUCGCUUGGGACGAAGAAUUGCGUUGUCCCAUUACCGGUGAGAUUCCAAUUUGUAAUUCGUCAGAUUUGAAUGAAGAGUUAGGACAAGUUCAAUACCUUUUUACCGAUAAGACCGGUACUUUAACCGAAAACAACAUGGAAUUCCGCCAAUGCUCCAUUGCUGGACUAAAGCACAUGGAAAAAGAAGGCGAUCUCUUUGCCGCUCUUGAUAACAGCGCAAGACAUUUCAAUCCUGUUCAUCACUUUACUGCUUAUCUUGAAGAAUUUUUCGUUGGUUUGGCGCUAUGCCAUACAGUGCAGGUAAGCAUCCCCACCAGUAGUAAACGGGAAGAAGUGGUUAGUUCUCAUCCGGGAUACGUCAACAACACCUUUCAUCCCGAUCACUUUGACUAUACUUAUCAAGCGUCUAGUCCAGAUGAAAAAGCUCUCGUCGAAGCUUGUCGGAGGUUGGGAAUUGUCUUUCAUGGGGAGGAAGAUGGUUUGAUUCGCCUUACUGUAUUUGGCCAAGAUCGGUAUUAUCGCCGGCUUCAGGUGCUCGAGUUUGACUCGAAUCGCAAGCGAAUGUCAACCAUUGUUCUGUUCCCAGAUGAUAGUAUCUGGCUUAUUUGCAAAGGUGCUGAAAGCACGAUAAUUCCCAAUUGUAUUGGUGGUCCAAUCAGCCAAACUCUUGAACAUAUCAACGAUUAUGCACUUCUGGGAUUGCGGACCUUGGCGAUAUCAGCCAGGCAACUUACUUCUGAGCAAUAUGGGGACAUGAUGGAAAAAUUAAACGAAGCUAGACAGAUGAUGGUUGACCGAGAAUUAUACGUUAGCCAGAUCUUUGAUGUUAUCGAGAGUGACAUGACUCUUCUAGGUGCUACCGGAGUUGAAGAUCAACUUCAGGACGGUGUAGCAGAAACGCUCGAGGCUCUCAGGGCCGCCGGGAUCAAGGUUUGGGUCUUGACUGGCGACAAGCUGGAAACGGCCAUUAAUAUCGCCUACUCGUGUGGGCAUUUUAAACGGGGAAUGCAGUUAUUGACACUUACUGCACAGACCUCACCCGCAGAAUGCCAAGAGACAUUGUGGAGAUUAAGACGACGUAUUUGGGAUGAACCAAUUCAAAAUUUUGGCUUCGUCGUCGAUGGUGAAUCUCUUGCUCAUUCUCUCAGAGAGCAUAGACAACUUUUAUCUGAAGUUUGCAGUCAUUGUAAUACGGUUGUUUGCUGUCGAAUGUCUCCCAUCCAAAAAGCAGAAGUGGUGAAAGUUGUGAAAGGGUUCUCCUCCAAACCUAUUACAGCUGCUAUUGGUGAUGGAGCCAAUGACGUCUCAAUGAUCCAAGAGGCCCAUGUAGGAAUUGGUAUUAUGGGUAAAGAAGGGCGACAGGCUGUUCGGUGCUCAGAUUUCGCUUUUGCGAGAUUCCGUUUUCUGCGGCGAGUGCUACUUGUUCAUGGCCACUGGUAUUACUGGCGGGUCUCUACUCUUGUUCAGUACUUUUUCUACAAGAACAUUACCUUCAUUACUCCGGCGGUCUUUUUCGCCAUCUUCAGCGCUUAUUCCACGCAGCCGAUUUAUGAUACGUUUUUCCUGACGUUUUACAAUAUCUUUUUUACAUCGUGGCCUAUUUUGAUUUUUGGUCUCCUCGAGCAAAACUUUACCUCUCGUCAGUUGCUCGAAAAUCUCCAUCUCUACAGGGACAUUGCCAACAACGCUCGUAUGAGUUGGUUUCAGUUUUUCAAGUGGACACUUUUAGGUCUCUGGCAUUCCGUGGUCAUCUUUUUCGGCUGUAUACUUCUUUGGGAAUCGGAUACGCCUUUCGAUUCGCGCGGUCUCACUAUGGACUUUUGGAGUUUUGGAACGCUAAUCUAUACUGGUGUCAUUGUCGUUGUGAGCUUGAAGUUGAUGCUUCAAUCUCGUCAUUGGACUGCCCCCUUUGUGAUCUCGAUCCUGCUCUCCGUUUUCGGAUUUAUGGGUCUCGCCUUUUUAUACUGUGGGAUCUCAGUCGACGCGCUGAAUAAUGGGCCGUUAAAAUGGGUUUACAUGAAUUUGCUCUCUACUGGACCUGUGUGGCUGUUCAUCGUUUUUGGAGUAGUGGUUGCUCUCUUGCCUGAUACUCUCAUCGGUGUGUGGGAAGCUUAUUCCGCUGGCGAAGGCGUCCUUGUCAAUCAGCGGUGUACCCCCGGUCAAGCACUUAGGCAACAGCUUGACCGAACCAUCUCGCUGCUCUCUCAGUCGCGAAGCGGCAAAUUACAAGUGACGCUGGAUCAAACUGCGGCCGACCAAAGUAUGCACCAAUCGGCGUCGUACGAACUGCGUAUUCAAAGGACUAGCGCUAGGAGAACGCCAGCAGGAUUGAACGGAGGUAUCGUCAGCGCAGAGUCGACCACAACCUAUCGACACUAACGUCCGUCACAGUGGUUUCGUGGGCUACUUCGUGGAGUCCAACUGGCGGCACUGCACCCGCCCCUACAGAUGAUCGUCUUUCCCGGUCUUGUGUCAAUUCUCCUCCGUUAUUCACGACCAUUGACAUUCAAUCGCCGUUUGCCAAGUCACAGGAGAAGGUCACCUUUCGAAUGCAAUAAGUAAAUAUCCCAACGACAUAUUUUCGGUGAGAAUGUUCUUUCCUGAACGAAAAAAAAGCGAAAAACAAACAAACGCAUAAAAAGUCACUUUUCACUGAUUAGUCCGGUGAUUGAUUGAACGAUUGGAUAAAACAAAUUAAACAUAAGUUAAAAUGUUCAUCGAUCCCGUGUUUACUGCUAGUCGUCCCGUCGGUAAACCAACUUGUUCUAUUUCGUUCCAAAAAAUGUUCUGUUAGGUAUGAAAUUGUGUGUGUCAUGUGCCUCUGUUGGUUGUGCCUUGAAUAACUGCCGCUCGUCAUUCCGCGUGUGCUUCCUAUCUGAAAAAUAGUAUAAAAUUGUGUUUUUUUUUCUCAUUUUACGUGCUAUACAUAUAAUCUAUACAGUUUUUGGCCGGGGCGAAAUGCAGAAUCUUUUUACAACGAUCAAUACAUUCUACUUUGAUUUUU
Molecule: messenger RNA, 4676 nt
Organism: Daphnia pulex (common water flea)
Lineage: Eukaryota; Metazoa; Arthropoda; Branchiopoda; Diplostraca; Daphniidae
Product: phospholipid-transporting ATPase IF-like
Exons: 24
Coding region: 530-4051 (1173 amino acids)
Biological process (GO): phospholipid translocation
Cellular component (GO): trans-Golgi network; plasma membrane; endoplasmic reticulum
Molecular function (GO): ATP hydrolysis activity; ATP binding; magnesium ion binding
Source: RefSeq, a predicted model, not a curated record